ACGGCGCGCAGGAGACCACCAAGGAGAGCGGCGUGCGGCAGGAGAGAGCGUCGCGCUAAGGAGAGGAAAUUUGCCGCGGUGCAGGUAAUCAUCGUCUGUAGCAGCCAGUUGGAAAGCAAGGGGCAAGGGAAAGAUGAAGAGCUUCGUUGGCAAAGUGAUUUCCGAUAAGAUGCGGAAGUCCGUUGUCGUUGCUGUCGAUAGACUGGUUCGGCAUCGCCUGUAUCCGAAAACGGUCAGGCGGACGACUAAACUCAUGGCCCAUGACGAGGAGAAUGCGUGCAAAAUAGGGGACGAAGUACGGAUCGAGUCCUCCAGGCCACUGAGCAAAAGGAAACACUGGGUUGUAACGGAUAUCAUAAGGCGCAUGCGGGUUUAUAAUCAACUAAGCUCAGCAGCAGCCGUAGGCAAGAAUGUCUCCUCUACCGAGCUUUCAGCUGAAGGAACGCUUGGUGCAUCGACGACCCCUCCCGGAAAGGGACAGGGGUAGUCUAUGAUGGAGGAGCUCCUUCAAUUUGGGACGUGAUUCAUCGCAGAAGAGCAUUCCCAGAAAUACGUUUUUGCCAAGUUUGAGUUGGUGUUAUCUUUUAAGCAGGAUAUCCACGUGGAUCCACGUAACUGAUUUUGAUUCUUCAUGAGCCUUAGCAGCAGAUGUGACUGGCACCCGUCCAUUUCACGAGCUGCAGCUAUAGAUGGCUCAAGCAGAAGCAGCAGCAGCAGCUAUAGAUGUCACAAGCAGGAGCAGCAGCAUCAGCUAUAGAUGUCAGGAGCAGCAUCAGCAGCUAUAGAAGUCACAAGCAGCAGCUAUAGAUGGCUCAAUCAGAAGCAGCUAUAGAUGUCACAAGCAGCAGCAGCAGCAGCAGCUAUAGAUGUCACAAGCAGCAGCAGCUAUAGAUGUCACCAGCAGCAGCAGCAGCAGCUGUAGAUGUCACAAGCAGCAGCAGCAGCUAUAGAUGUCACGAGCAGAAGCACAUGAGCACCACAAGAGAUGAUGUCGCAAUCAGAAGCAGUUAUAGAUGUCACCCAGACUGGAUUUCCUCCAAUCAGCGUAGAGUCAUUGACUAGUAGUCCUUUCUUUCUGAGCUGUGUGAUAAUUGCGGGCUUGAGUGAUAUUUUCUGCCUUCAGGGGCAAUAGCUUCCCUGAGAAACAAACACCUGCAGUCUUCACAACUGCUGCCCCCUACCUGUUGCAUUCCCCUGAACACAACGCACUCUCAACAUGACUGCAGUGGAUUUGAAAGAUAGCUCGUAUGCAUGCAUGCAUGAUCGGGGUGUGUUGUGUUGGGGGGAAGACGACAGUGACCCCUUCCUUCACAUGUCCUAUCUUGGUUGCUGGUGUUCCAAUUUCCAAAUGUGUGACAAUUGCUGCACCGUGUGGUCACGGCUCCCCCGUCGGGGGACAGAUCGCCUUUGUGGGCCAUCUUGGAGUGACUGAGUGAGUGGAGAAGGUAAGUAAGGAACAGCCUUGGGGACGUGCUUGCUUUCCCGACACGUCAACUGUUAAACGUCAGUUAUGGUCACGGUCGUCACGGACGUAUGAGGCCUCAAGUGUUAUGUGGCAGAAGCGUCUGUAACCGUUCAAAGUGAGUUGGCGGUGGCAAUGUGUGCCUUGGGGGGAGGGAGGGGGAACACCCCCGGCCUCAGACUGCUGUCUGCUUCCCAUAUUGCCAUCUUCUCCUAGGUUGUUUUGCACUGCUGGGCAGCAAGCAGUGUGCAGCUAGCUAGGUGUUCACAUGGCCAGGUCCCAAGACAGUUCUCAUUACUUGUCUAGACAUUGGGUGGCGCAGUCUAAUGUCUAAUGGCCCAUAGGCUAAUGGAUUAGACAAUGACCAUGGGCUAAUGGCCAUAGACUGGACAUAGACUAUGNUAGACAAUGACCAUGGGCUAAUGGCCAUAGACUGGACAUAGACUAUGGCCAUAGACUAAUGGCCAUAGUCGAAUGCAGUAGACUAUGGCUAUAGACUACUAACCUAUACUAAUAGCCCAGGCCAUGACUAUAGGCCAUAGAACGAUGGCUUAGACUAUGGCUAUAGACUACUAACCUAGACUAUAGGCCAUAAACUAAUGACAGAGACUAUGGCCAGGGAUGGAUGUUGUAGACUCUGGCCAUAUACUACUAAUGGCAUAGACUGUGCCCACACAGUGAUGGCCCAGAUUAUGGCCAUAGGUUAAUCACCUCAACUUUGGCCAUGGAAGUUCAAGAGCUUGGCCAUCCUGUUGAUCUAGUACCUAUCCAGCGCAGUCCGGGCAUGGACAACGCGUACAUGAUCGUUGCAUUGAUGUGUGUAUUACGAUCCUGGCUCAUUUCGAAGUACACAUUCAUCAGAAAGUACAAUGCCGUCCAGUUGUAAAAAGAAAUGAAUGAACUUGAGAGGAGAGAGAGGGAAAGAAGAAGAAGAAGAAGAAGUAAGAAGAAGAAGAAGAUGUACUCCAGCAUAGACCAAAGAUAAUGCUCUUCUUCUUCGCCAACCAAUCUCCUCCUCCUUGUCUCCUUCCCUCGUAUUCAAACAAGAAAUAACAAUAAUAAUGUUGAAUGGCUGAGCCAGAAUCAAUGUCGGAAUCCCACGUCUACUGCAGGCACAACAUGAGGUCCACCAUAGCUGUGGCCACCCUUCCUCUUCCUCUUCAUGUGGGCCGAGGCUAUGGUGGAGUACUGAGGGCUCUACCCUCCUGUCCAAAGGACAACCCAAAGCAGCUAUGCCGCUGCCUCCCUGUGCAAAGGACGAAGCAAAGCAGCUAUGCCGCUGCUCAUUAGCUAUGCCUGUCUCUACCCCGAGCUUCCUUGGUGGGGCACUACCCCAACUGGGCCCUUCCAGAUGCAGCGCCCAUCAAGGUGAUGAAGAUGGUGGCCACCAUACCCAGGUAGGUACCUCAGCACUCUCCUCCUUGGUCCUCUUCUCCCUCCUCCUCCUACCGGUAGAGAUCCACCAUAGCCAAGGUGGAAGCUCCCGGCUUCUUCCUCCCAGCAGCGCUGUAGUAGCCAGCGCUCCAGCAGCGUGUCGCCAAACUUGCACACUGAAGAAUGAGGCAGGGCUCUUCCCUCGGCCUCUUGAUGUAGCACAGCCUACUUGCCUCCUGGGAGGUGACUUCCAGGCCGCUCAGCUUCCCAAGCAACCGGUACCUCCUCCCUUUCGGAGGGAAACAUCAUUGCAGACUCUGAUAUUGCCCGUACAGGCUCUAGACUCAGACUGGAUGGACUGGUACCGGCCUGGGCCUAGCCUACCGCUACUGGACCUCUAAAAAUGCCAACUUUGUCUUCUUCGGCUUGGCCUCGAGUACCCGGCACAUCUACUGCUACUGGGUGCGGUAACAGUCUACCUGCUACUUGAGUGUUUUUCCGCUGCUCUAAGUGCCGCGGGCCUCCGGCUUCGCUACUUGAGUGUUUUCCCUGCUGCAACCCUCAAUAUCACGGCCACAGCAAGGCAUCCAUUCCAUCGGCAGGACUUCAGAAAUCAGCAGUGUUCUCAGUCUGUGUUAUGGCAGGUCAUUACAUCCGUCUCCGACUCUAGCACCGUGCAACACCCGUGUUCAUACACAAUGUUUAUAGAGACUUCAUCAAGGGGAUUCCAUCAACCCAGAAGCAUAUCUCAGAUUUCCACAGGAAUAACGUCACACAGAAAGUACCCAAGGACAAAGGGGUUAAGGACAGUUUUUUUUUGUCAGACUUUUCUUGAACCUUGGACAGCCUGCAGAAUUGUCUUAACGAUUUUUUUUCAGCUAUGAUCUGCUUUGUAUCCGGUUGCCAGUGGGCAGCACAGGUGGAUCUAGGUAACAGACAGGUAGGGCAGGCAGCGAGGGGAGCGGCAAGGGGAUGAAGCCAGCAGCAGUAGGGCGUGUGGGAAGGGAAACGUUGAGGAAGGCAGGAGGGCUUCAUGGCAAGCAGUGGCAAAGCAGAUGCGCAGGAGGGCGGGCAGCAAGGCGAGCAGCACGGGAAACGAGGCGAUACCAUGACGUCAGCACCGAGGCAGCAACCCACACGUUCAGCAAGGAUCAGAGCAGAUUGUCAUCUUCUCACACCAUAUGGAAAACUCAAGCAGACUGUAGGUUCACACCACCGUCGAGGUGCAGAGGAGCGCAAGAUAAAUAUAUGCCGGUUUCAACACUGGGAAAGACGGGGGGCAUCACGAACAUGCCUGGGCCCCUGACGGUGCACUGAGACUUGGGGGCAAACUAUUUGGGACACCUUUGAGAUGCUCAACACGCAGAACAGAGUGCAUGUUAUUUGUAUUAGUUUGAGAAUAACCUCGGAGAUCGAGCUUGGGGCGAUAAAGUGAUGUUCUUGUCUACAUUUAUCAGUCUUCCAUGGGUUUUGCUCUUUUUUUUUUUUAGGGGAGUAUGCUAAUAUAAUAUUAAUGAGGAGUUUAUGUACUCUUUUAUUUUUGGGUGGUUGGUUGAAAGAAACACAGCAGGCAGAGUAGGAACACUAUGAUGAAUACGAAGGCAACAGACGAACGCAAAGGAAGCAGAACUGACAAACUGCAUUUGGGCACAUUUGUCCAUGGCAGGUAACAUGACUUUUUUUUUUUUUUUUUUUUUUUUUUUUUUUGGAAUAAACUCCCUUCCAGUGCUAGUGGUGAGGAUGCCUGAAUUUACAUGAAUUUGGUGGACACCCACUCAUAUGUGAAAUGAGGAAAUUUGAUCAUUCAUAAAUGAAAACAAGAGGAUCAA
Chara braunii is the source of this 4665-nucleotide messenger RNA. The record is from the annotation of a GenBank genome assembly. NCBI's taxonomy places the organism in Eukaryota, Viridiplantae, Streptophyta, Charophyceae, Charales, Characeae.